UCUGUCCACGUGCAGAGCGGGCGGCGGCGGGGCGUGGCCAAUGAGGGAGGCCGGCUGUCUUCGCCCCGCCCCGCCCGUCUCCGUGGCUACCAGGACGCGGCUGCCGGAGGAGCGGAGGGAUGGCGGAGGAGCCGGCGGGAGCGGCCGGGUGGGAGCCGCCGCCGUGCGCGGGGGAAGUGGGGGGCGUGGAGGCCCCCAUCGCCUUGGAACCCGACCCUCCGGCCUCGGAGGCGCCUCCCGGGCCGCCGGAGCCCCCCCUGGCCUUGCUGCUGCCGCUGGAGCCCCCCGGGCCGCCCCCCGCCCGCGGGCACUGCCUGCUGGGCAACUGGCAGGAGGAGAGGGCCACCCAGGAACUGGACCGCGUGCCGAGCCCCGAGGACGGCUCGGAGGGCUUCUACUUCCGGCACGGGCACCGGGGCCUGCUCACGCUCCAGCGCCUCGCCGGCCUGGCCUCCAGCACCACCACCAAGGACUCCUACCGCAGCCCCGGCAGGUGGCCCACCGCGCUCCCGCCACGAGGCCAGCGUGAGGCCAUGAUGGAAUGGCUCUUGUACCAGAAAUACAGCAAGCAGGCCUUUGAGGAGGAUGUCGACCCUCCCCCCGGCACCAUGGAGUCCCUGUCCACCACUCACCGGGACUACCGUCAGGACAGCUUCUUCUCGAUGCCCCCUGCCCCCACCAAGACCCACGACUACCGGACCGAGCAGCCUCAGACCUUCUGGCUGGAACAUGCCCGACGGGUGCCUGUGAGUGAGACCCCCAGCCCUCCCCCCUCGCCCCCCCUCGCCUGGGCCUGCUGCUCAAAUCUCCUGCCCCCGAAUUGUUCUGUGACCGGGCUGUGGCCAGAAAGGGAGGAACGCUCGGUGGGUGACCCCCGGCCUCCAGCGCUGGGGUGCUGUAGAGCAGGCACGGCCAUGCCGCUUCUCAAACAGGGCCGGGGGUGGAUCUCAGUCAGACCCCCCUGCCCACGUCCGCAGCGGCAGGAGGCGAACUCCUCUGCCCCCUCCCUGUCUCUCUCCAGGGGGUCUCCCAGAUCCGGACGGGUGACACCCCCUUCAGGAAGAAUGCCUCCUUCACGACUCCUGCAGCAGAGAGCCUCGACGACCCCGUGCCUUGCAGCCCAGAGAACCACCCGCUGCCCUAGCAAACCGAGGGGGCACUGGAGCAGGGGGGGGGCCCUGCCUUGCCGUGCGUGGAGUGGGGGGGGGUGGAAGAGAGCAGCGUGCAGAGGAAAGCACCCCAGCCUCCCACCAUUCAGCAGCAGGCAGCAAAGCGCUGCUUGGGAGCCCCCACGGGUGGGAGAGAGCCCCCCCCCCAGGCAUUCCAACUCCUCUUUUGGUGCAGCACUCGUCUCUGCCCCCGCCCUGGCAGAUCGGCACAGGCUGUCUGCCCCCUCCCCCUCACACCAACACAAAGGGUGCCCAGUAUUUUGGGUUAUAAAGUCUGUAUUUCCACAAAAUAUUCAGUCCUGUGUUUGGAUUUCUAUAUUUACACUGGGGGGGAGGGAGGGAGGCAACAGUCACCGGGUGGCUCAGCCAGCUGAGCUGUAUGGAACAGGGGAAGCCGCAGGGGCCAGGAACCAGCCAGGCCCCGCCGGGAAGCAGGUUUGA
Messenger RNA from Sphaerodactylus townsendi, 1610 nucleotides. It is a transcript of the gene SPAG8, whose product is annotated as sperm associated antigen 8. The coding region runs from base 120 to 1610 and encodes 496 amino acids. Gene Ontology annotation, cellular component: nucleus; cytoplasm. Gene Ontology annotation, molecular function: microtubule binding. NCBI's taxonomy places the organism in Eukaryota, Metazoa, Chordata, Lepidosauria, Squamata, Sphaerodactylidae. The record is from RefSeq and is a predicted model, not a curated record. Gene Ontology annotation, biological process: positive regulation of transcription by RNA polymerase II. The transcript has 6 exons.